This is a messenger RNA of Malassezia pachydermatis, 384 nucleotides long. Its product is annotated as dna-directed rna polymerase. Gene Ontology annotation, biological process: DNA-templated transcription. The record is from RefSeq and is a predicted model, not a curated record. The transcript has 5 exons. Lineage: Eukaryota; Fungi; Basidiomycota; Malasseziomycetes; Malasseziales; Malasseziaceae. The coding region runs from base 1 to 384 and encodes 127 amino acids. Gene Ontology annotation, molecular function: DNA-directed RNA polymerase activity; DNA binding; protein dimerization activity. Gene Ontology annotation, cellular component: RNA polymerase I complex; RNA polymerase III complex.
AUGGACGAGUCGGACGCCAGUGCAGUGCGAGGCAAGAUCACCUUGCUUCCUGGCCACGAUGCGGAGUUGACUUCUGUGACUUUCUGUAUCCUGGACGAGGAUCAUACUAUGGGCAAUGCUCUUCGCUACAUGUUGAUGAAAGAUCCGCGUGUUGAGUUCUGUGGUUAUACUCUGCCGCAUCCAUCUGAGAACAAAAUUCACAUGCGUGUUCAGAUGCAAGAAAACACUGUUACCGCCAUGGUUGCCAUGCGCGAUGCCCUGGAUGAGCUGGAUCGUGUCUUCACUACGAUUCAGGAUAAGUACCAGGCGAGCAUUUCGUCUGGCAUGGAGCGUGAAGAAGCUCCGAAGCCCAGUGUGCCUCUUCGUACCGAAUUUUCGGCGUAA